This is a messenger RNA of Apis dorsata (giant honeybee), 3907 nucleotides long. RefSeq names its product protein CDV3 homolog. Gene Ontology annotation, cellular component: cytoplasm. Bases 499 to 1227 code for a protein of 242 amino acids. Lineage: Eukaryota; Metazoa; Arthropoda; Insecta; Hymenoptera; Apidae. The transcript has 4 exons. The record is from RefSeq and is a predicted model, not a curated record.
AGUGGCGCCAUCAAUGGUACAUGCCACAUACGGUAACUGUGGAUCAAUUAACCUCUGCAUAAGUUACGUUUAUAAUACAUAUUAACUCUUUUUACUGUUUCUUGAGUCACAGUUUUGAUUUGUUAGGUAGCCCGUGAAUUUUUUUGUGUUGGUCUUCUGCUAGACAAUCAGCGCCACAUAUUCUAAGUUAAGAAUAGAAUUUUUCUGUGUUUUAUAAAAUUAAAAUAAUAUUCAGUGAUAAAAGGAUUGUGUUGUCCUUUAUUACGAUUUAUCAACGUAUUUUCUAUGGUGUAAAUCAGUUCUUGUGAAAAUUGGCUCUGCAUUUGGAAGUUCCAUUGACUUCGAAGUGUUUGACUGACUUCCGGCCAAGACAAGCCCAUGUGGACAGCAGCAGCGGUGCCUCAGAUCACUCUGUACUAAGGCUGUUCCUCGUGCUCUUGUGAAAAAAACUUGUUCUUCGAAUAAUCACGCCGCGUAUAUCGCGAAAGUCAUAACAAUAUGGCUGAUUUAGAUGAUUUCUUCGCAAAAAAAGAUCGUAAAAAAGCAAAAGGAAAAAAAUUUACAACCACAGAGGAAAUAGCGAAGAAAUUGGAAGAAACGGGUAAACGUUUGGGAAAGAAAUCAAAAGACAAACCAGUGAAUCCGGAAGGCGAGGAAACUCAACAAACCGAGGAUGAAGAUGAAUGGAGAGACUUUGAAGAAGAAAAGAAAGAUUAUACUGGCUUGAAAAUUGGAAACCUAACACUUAACGAAUCUAUAGAUGCAGAAUCCGAUGAUGAAAAAGGUACAGGAGACAAUAGCUCGGAUGGAGAAUCAGGAGAGGGUGGCCUAAAACAUUCAGGUCCUUGGAAGAAGCCUGAACUUCCUCCACAACCAGAAGUAACAGAAAUAGCUCCACCACCACCACCACCUGUUACUUCAGGAAGUAGUUAUAAACCACCACACUUAAGAAAUAUUCAGACAGUAGCUGCUAGUCCUAGACAACGAGCGAAAAAUGUUGCACCGGAUAUACAUAGUGAAGAAUAUUUCCCAACUUUAAAUUCCAAACAACAACAGAGCAAUGAACCCAGUGGACCAUGGGGCAGGCGGAAACGAGAUGAAGGUACAUUUGAAGAAGUUCGUAAUCGGGGAGGCAGUAGGUCAUACAGUGUGCAGGAUGCGCAAGCUCAAGCACCGAAGCUCUCUUUGGGCAACAAAUAUGGUGCCCUAUCGCAAGAUCAAAGCUGAAAUCAUCUUUGAUCACUCGAUCAAAUGACAAACACAAUCAUCAUCAUUAAAUCAUCGCCUCUCUCCGUUUCGUGGCCCAGUUGCGCUAUUAAAUAUGUUUUCUAGGAUAUAGAACAUGAUGAAGCGUGUACGGAUAGAAUCCACCAUCGAUUCAUGUACCGUGCUCUAGCUUUUGACAGGUCCGAUGAUAGUUAAAAGAAAAAAGAAAAGAAAUCCUGUUUCGUUCGAUAGGAGAUCUCAUUUACUAUCGUGAAACUGGAUGCACGAUUUCUUUCGUAAAGACGCGAUUCGUGCUUGCGAUGAAUUUCGCAAAUGAACGUGAACAUUUAUUUUUUCAUAUAAGAAAAACAUGCUCAAAACAUACAUUUUUAGCACCAGUUUUAUAUUUAAUUUUUUAAUCUAUAUAGUAAAAAAGAUGAGAGAUCUUUAUUGAUGAAGGGAAAAGUAAGGGGAAAACUAUAAGUUUGCGUGAUAGACCGGAAGUUGAGAUAGACCUUUCGUUUCUUCGCGCAAAAGAUGUUAAACUUUGCGAUUAAUCGCGUGAAGUAUUUACGCGACAGCUGUAUUUUUACACGGUGCUGCUGUUUUCGUUUAGCGUGUUUGCUUUCGCGUCAGGUGAUCGAUCGCCUUCGAAACGUCACGGGAAUAUAGAUUGAAACAUUAAAAUACUCAAAUAUGACAUCCUUUCAAUGCAAGAAGGAUUAUUAUGUAAUUAUGUGUUCAUUAUAUGAAGAAAAAGGAAGUCGAUUAUAUUUAAGAGACUUUUCGAAGUAAGAUCGAUCCUGGUUGGGCCGUGGCUUUUCGAAUAUAUCGUUUCGCUCAACGGCAACGUACGUCAACGAACACAAAAAUCUAGAUGAAUUAAGAUAUAUGUAUAAAUAUAUAUAUAUAUAUGUAAUAAUUAUUUCGAAAUAAUUGAAUUCCGGGGCUGGGCUUUGGAACGGUGCGAAAAUAUUGCUAUAAAUAUCAACACAACAGAAUUGCGUGAAAGAAAGGAAACAAAGAACGUAUACGCAAAGUAUAAUAGAUCAGAUAAAUGAAAUCAAGAAAACUUACCAACAAAAUGGUAUAACCAACAAAAAAUACAAAAAGAAGAGACAUAUAUGCGUAAAUAUAAAAAAAAGAACAGAAGACGUAUGUACGCUUUUGUUAACGCUUGUUUAAUUAGUUUUGUUGAUUUAGGGAUUUCUUUCGCAAAAAAGAAAUGAAAACUGGGGAGAGGUUGGAUUGAAUAAAGGGAUAGAGGAAGAGCAAGAAUUAUGAAAUUGUUCUUCCGUGGGACUCCUCUCCUGCGAGGAGUUUGGGGUGCUAACGCUGUUAUUUUUUGAAUGUGAACAAAAAAAGAGAAGAAAAAAUAUAACUUGGAGAAAUAGGUAAAAAAUGAAAAACGAAAAACGUGAGCCAUACAUACACAAGCGAGGGAAAGAAAAAAAAAACGGAGCCUUGUAUAGUGAACUAUAAAAAGAAGAAAAAAGGAUGUGAUUAUUUAUAAUAAAUUUCCUAGGACAAACUUAUAAGUACUGCCUUAAAUAUUUUAAUUUCGUGAACCAUCAAUGAUAUGUCGAUAAUCUCGCGAUUGGCGAAAUUUUUUUUGAAAGUGCGAGAGAAACCACUCAAAAAUGAGUAUGGUUGCGAUUGAUAAUUUUCUGUUCGCGCGAUUGACCGUCACAGUUUUAUCUCGAGAAUCGAAAGCACUUUUUACGGGCAUUUCCACAUAGAAAUAUGCAAAUUCCAUGUGCGAGAAUCUAAAGUUGCUUAUCUGGUUGGGCCGAUCAGUUUGUUCAUUUCUCAGAUUGAAUCAUAUAUAUAUAUAUAUAUAUAUAUUCAUUUAAAUUCUUACAAUAAUACAUUUAUAAUCGCGAAUUGAAAUAAGUAUUAGAUAAUAAUUAAAUAAUUAUAAAAAUUUUUCUAUCAUUUGUCAUUUUUUUUUAACAAACUGAUCGACUGAUCUCAUACUGUAUUUAAGAGUCACCAAUCCUGUAAUUUGUCAAUCAAUUUCAGUCAAAUGACUGGAAAUAACAAUCUUAUCUAAUUCUAAGGAAUAAAAUGGGGAUUAGUGUCUCUAUAUUCAGUAAAUAAUAAGAUCGAAUAUUGAAAAAGAAAAAGAUGAAGUCAUGAGAAAAUAAUAUUGUUGUCGUCAGAAUACUGAACUUCGCCUGCCUUUUGUUACAGAAGUUGAAAUAAUUUUAUCGCGAUUGUUAGAAGAGAAAAUAGAAUGACAGAGGAAGCGAAAGAAUGCGCGAAAGAAAGAAUGGGGUGCAACGUGACGAAAAAUGAACUUAAUAUUAAAUAAUAAGAAAAACAUAGAGUGAACAUAUGAAAUUUAUUUCUAAUAACAUUUGUUUUUAUUUCAUUUCAUUAUACACAUCUCAACUAAAUACAACUCGCAAUACUCGUGCCCAAUUUCUGUGAAAUGAAUAAUAAAAAAAGAGAAAAGGAAAGAAAAACUGUUUUUUGCAAAUAACGAUGCAUUAUGCUGUACAAGAUAUAUUUUCGAGAAUGUACAUAUAUAAGUGUUACGAUAUUAGAUACAUUUUUGAUUGUUACAUAAAGUUUCAAAAUAUUCUUUUAACAAUUAAUUCGCUUUAUAAAAAGCACAAUCGCUUCGUUUGUUAAUUUAUUGUGAUGGAAAUUAACAUAAGAUAUGAUUUAAUCCUAUGCAAUUUUGAAAUGUCUUUAA